AUGACUUCCAGGAACACCAACACCAAGAGGAACCCCAACCCUCGCAACAACAACAAAACGGGCGUCUCUUCCAAUUCGACCCCUGCUGCUCCCCGCUCCGCCCCCACCGCUUCGGCCAUAAACCCUCUCACUCUCACCUCUCCUGUUCCUGUUUCCACCACCUAUGAUAACCCCCGCAGCCACAAGGAUCUGGUCGAUCAGGACGACGGUGAAUUCGCCGGGAUCCUGUACGACACAAUCCUCUAUGAGCGCGCCGUCCACCGUCUCGAGACCCUCAAAAAGUACGAUUUCCCCGUCCAGUACGAAGAACUCGCCCAUGACUUCUUGAUCGCCUACCGGCUUUGUCUCGAACCAAAGUUCCUGGCUGAACCCAAACUGGCUCCCUACGCGACCUAUCUCCUCAAAUCCAAGCUUCUCACCGGGAAGGGCGUCCGUGCCUAUGCGAAGGACCAUGGCGGGACCUAUGAGAUCUUCCCUUCGCUCGAUCAACUUUUUGACGACUUUGGAGAUGAAGUUGAAGAGAUUGACGAGGACGAUUUGAGUGAUUAUGAUGAGGUCGAUCAUGGGUUUAAACAAAAGCAGAAAAAUGUCGGGUACCAAGGUCCAAAGCUGAGUGGACGCCAGGGGUCGCAGAGUCAUCAGGAUAUGUUUGCAAGGGACUAUUUUGCAGUCCAUAAACAUUCACAAGACAUGAUUGCGAUGAUUGUUGCGCACCUCCGGAAGCGUGUCUGGUACCAUAAUGGGUCUGGAGGCGAAAUUGUCGAUAUUCGGAACAUGGGCGUCGACAAGGUCCCACGUCGUCGGACCGAUGACUCUGCUCCCAGUGCUGAGAUUGAAGGUGGUGGUAUAGAAGUAAACGCCGGGUUGAAGGGCAUCAAGGGCGUCAAAAAGUACACGCGUCGGUUCAAUGGUCGGAUUCGUCGACGGAACUAUGAGCGCAACCUGGAGCGGGAGCGGGACAACGUCGCCGGGGGCGCUACGACUUUCUUUGGGAUGUACGGAAACGACGCCGAACCUCCUACCGACUAUUCUGAAUCCGAAUCCGAAUCGUCGUUUGGUGGUGGCGCUGGUGGAAUGAAAGGAGUGGGCAGUGGGCAGAACGCCGAAGAUAUGAAGCGGAUCGAGGAAGCGAUAGCGAGGAUGGUUUCGAUGUCUCUGGUGGACUAUACUGGUAGUGCCAAGCGCAAGGUCCAAUGGUUACCCUUGGGUCGGUCCGAGGCCCUGUAUGAUUGGAACGGUGUGAGCAAGGAGCUGAGGCUGAUUGACUUGCCUGCCGAGGAUGCCGACCCGUCAUUUUAUGGAUGUCUCACCCGCGACAUUAUGAACAAGUACAAGAGCCUGGUGCCACCGCCAGAUCUCAUGGAACGCCACGCGCAACUGACGAGCACUCUGACCAAGCUCAUAUCAGAUGCCUUCCCUGAUGAAGACCUGAAGGUCGAACCCUUUGGCGACGCCGACUUUUGCAUCACUGGCGCCAAGGUCCACGACCACGACCACUCCCUGAACGACAUGAACCAUAUCGGUCACAUCCUCAAGACCAAGGGUCACAUGGAACAAGUCCUAUGUAUCUCCGAUGCCUUGGUCCCCAUUGUCAAGUUCUACGACCCUGUCUCCCGCUUAGAAUGCGAUCUCAACACCGGCAACACUCUGGGAGUCAUCAACUCGGGAUUGAUCCGGAUCUACACCACCAUCGACGAACGUGUCAAGCCCUUCCUGUACAUGGUCAAAGCCAUCUGCAAAGCCCAAGGGAUCAACGACGCCAAAUCUGGAUACCUGAGUUCCUAUGCCCUCACCUGGAUGGGAAUUGUGUUCCUGCAGCAGGAAGGGUACCUCAAGUCGACGGGGACGUCCUUCAAACCCGUCCUGCCACGUCUCCAACAGCAACCCUUCGAACGGAUGACAGAAGUAACCCUCCGACUGAACCACAACCUCCCCAACAGUCAAACCAUCACCUCCACACCCAGCCUCGUCAACUCCAAGAGCAGCGACAUGGUCCACUGCCGCUUCGACACCAACAAGGAUGGUCGUCACACGGGUACGGGCCACGCAAACCCCAAAUCCCUCGCGCGGUUGUUGAUUGAGUUUUUCGAGUUUUUCUCUAGACGGUUCUUUUAUGCGGAGAUGGCGAUUCAUGUGGCCAGGGCACAGUUCUUGCCAAAGACGAGUAAGGAGUUGCACUAUGAGAGCGACCUCGAGGGAGCCAUGACUAUUGUCGAGUAG
This is a messenger RNA of Linnemannia hyalina, 2220 nucleotides long. Lineage: Eukaryota; Fungi; Mortierellomycota; Mortierellomycetes; Mortierellales; Mortierellaceae. The record is from the annotation of a GenBank genome assembly.